Messenger RNA from Recurvomyces mirabilis, 1206 nucleotides. It is a transcript of the gene CYS17, whose product is annotated as Cysteine synthase 1. The transcript is spliced from 2 exons. The record is from RefSeq and is a predicted model, not a curated record. The coding region runs from base 1 to 1206 and encodes 401 amino acids. Gene Ontology annotation, cellular component: cytoplasm. Lineage: Eukaryota; Fungi; Ascomycota; Dothideomycetes; Mycosphaerellales; Teratosphaeriaceae.
AUGUUCACACGUACAGCGCUGCGGGCUGCGACAAGACCCGUCAAUCGUAUCCCAACCCUCACACUCCGAGCCAACUACGCCACACCCUCUGUCAAGCCCACUCACACCACCCCUCAACCCAUCUCUGCCGACGACGCGCAUAAAAUGAAUCCUCGUGGACUGGAGAUAUCCUCCGCCCAGCGGAUAGCCGAGAAUGGCUUCAUAUCUGCAAUCGGAAACACUCCCCUCAUCCGCCUCAAGAAACUCUCCGAAGAAACAGGAUGUGAGAUCCUAGGCAAAGCCGAAUUCCAAAACCCCGGUGGCAGCGUCAAAGACCGCGCAGCCUACUACGUCGUCAAAGAUGCCGAGGAACGCGGCUUGCUAAAACCCGGCGGGACCGUAGUCGAAGGCACAGCCGGCAAUACAGGCAUAGGUCUGGCGCACGUCUGCAGAAGUAAAGGCUACAAGCUCGUGAUCUUCAUGCCGAAUACACAGAGCCAAGGCAAGAUCGAUCUGCUGAGGUUGCUCGGAGCGGAAGUGUAUCCCGUGCCAGCGGUGGCGUACGAUAAUCCCGAGAACUACAACCACCAAGCCACGCGCUAUGCCGAAGAAAGAGAAAACUGCGUUUGGACCAACCAAUUCGAUAAUGUCGCUAAUAGACAAGCACAUAUCGAGACCACGGGCCCGGAGAUUUGGGCGCAGACACAAGGCAAGAUCGACGCUUUCACCUGCGCUUCCGGAACCGCUGGCACGAUUGCAGGUGUCACGAGAUAUUUGAAGGAUGUCUCUGGUGGGAAAGUGAAAUGCUACGUAGCUGAUCCGCCAGGAAGCGUGAUAUACACCUACGUCUCAUCCGGCGGCAAAAUGACCGAGCGGAAAGGCUCCUCCAUUACCGAAGGUAUUGGUCAAGGACGAAUCACUUCUAAUCUUCAACCCGAUAUCGAUCUCUUGGAUGGCGCACUCCAUGUCCCCGACGCCUCAAGUAUCGAGAUGGUGUACCGAUGUUUGGACGAAGAGGGAUUGUAUUUGGGCGCUAGCUCCUGUCUCAACGUCGCCGCGGCGAGGGAUCUGGCUGUUAAGCUCGGACCGGGGAAUACGGUCGUGACGAUUUUGUGUGAUGGGGCGUAUCGGUAUGCGGAUCGGUUGUUUAGUAAGAAGUGGUUGCAUGAGAAGGGGCUGUGGGAGGCAGUGCCGGAGGGGUUGAGGAGGUAUGCUGUUUUGGAUUAG